UAACAAUCACUGAACUCCAUAUCUUUCUAAAUUCAGGUUAUGUUGUGUGUGUCCACUGGCGUCUUCCUACUAAUGUGUAGACAAUCAUACAUGUUCAAACCCAUACAGGUGGAAGUGAAGAUGUGGGGAAACACAGCUUCAAACGACCAGAACUUUCAAGACACUGAAAACAUAUCCUCAAGCAACAGGACGUUUCAAAUACUCUGGUAUAAUCCUCCUGCCUUUAUACGAGUUUAUCGCAAAGACGUCAUGUUUUGUGGAUUUUCCAAAUGCAAGUACCGCAAUUGCAAUAUGACUUUUAACAAAAUAGAUGCAAAUAUUAGCCAAGCAGUUAUAUUUGAUGGUCAAAAGAUGCCAAGGAAACUUGAUUUUACUCGUCCAGAUGGUCAAGUUUGGAUUUUUGAAGCUCAUGAAUCUCCUUUUUCAUACGGUGCAAAUGGUAACUGGUGGUAUAGAAAUAAAGAAUACUUAUUUAACUGGACAAUGACGUACAACAAGGAUAAUGCAGACAUAUUUCUACCUUAUGGAGAAAUACUAAGACACAAACACGAGAUUAAAAAGGACUUUAAAACCAUAGCUAAAAAUAAAAACCUAACACUAUUGAUGAUAGCAUCACACUGCCAAACGCAUUCUAAACGACAAGAAUACGUCAAAAUGUUACAGAAGUAUAUUGAUGUAAAGGUUCUGGGACAUUGCGGUAAAAGAUGGACCUGCGGAACUCGCUAUAAACAUGACGGAAACUGUUUUCAGCUUCUAAAUACAACUUUCAGAUUUUAUCUAGCGUUUGAGAAUGCUUUAUGCCAUCAAUAUUUUACAGAAAAGUUUUACGAAAACUUCGAUUAUGAUAUAAUUAUGUUGACACGUGGUGGUAGCCCUGGUGAAGCAAAACAACUUUUUCCUGAAGGAACAUACAUAGCAACAGAUGAUUUUAAGACUGUUAAGGAUCUUGGAAACUUCUUGAAGAACCUUAGUGUUGAUAAAUAUGCUGACCUUCUACAGAAAAAGAGUCAGUACUAUUCUCCAGGGUAUUUGAAGGUCUAUCAAAGAGCGAUGUGUAAUAUAUGUGAAAGAAUGAAUUUCAAGAACAAAUAUAGAAAAACUAUAAAGGAUAUUCAAAAGUGGGCAUUUGGACCUCGCACUUGCCUGCAAUCGAAAGAUGUUACAGAUAUUAAGUGAUUACAUAUUUACCC
Mercenaria mercenaria is the source of this 1190-nucleotide messenger RNA. RefSeq names its product glycoprotein 3-alpha-L-fucosyltransferase A-like. The transcript is spliced from 2 exons. Gene Ontology annotation, cellular component: membrane. Lineage: Eukaryota; Metazoa; Mollusca; Bivalvia; Venerida; Veneridae. The record is from RefSeq and is a predicted model, not a curated record. Gene Ontology annotation, molecular function: alpha-(1->3)-fucosyltransferase activity. Bases 40 to 1176 code for a protein of 378 amino acids.